CAAUUUCACUCUCUCUCUCUUUCGUUCCUCUGCUACAUAACCCAGCGUCUCUUCUCACUCCCGUCUCUCUCUCUCUUUCUUUAACGCAACUUUUUUCAUACUUUUACUCUUUUUCUGGUAUACACCAUAAUCAAAACCUAGGGUUUUUAUUUCUCCCCCACAUUCCUCCUUCAAUCCAUUACAAUACAAAUACUGUCCUGUUCACUUUUCUUUCCUGUCUCUUUCACUUUAACCCCGUCUCCCCACACUUAACUGUUCAACCUAACUCUCUUCUUCCAGUUGCUUCCUCCUCUUCGGUUGUUCCUCUAAUUUCUACAAGUUUUCGAUCUAAUUCCCAUGAGGAGAGGAGGGCUUUUGGCUUGUGGGUGGUUUUGGAUUCAAGUGGCUUUGUAGAAAGAGAGUCGACAGUGGUGUUGAAAGGGAUAUAAUUGAUUCUCAUUUCUCUGGCUUUUUUGAACCGUUUUGUUUUAUUUUUAUUUUUGCUUUAUGGAAACGUACAUGUGAAGCAAAUUAGCGUUGAACGUGACUCAAUUUAUGGGUUCUCUGCUUUAUUUCUGAUCUCUUCUAUAUAUUCAUCACAUGGGUUCUCAGUAUCUUCUUCUUUUGGGCUCUUUAUUUGCAAGAAGUAUGUGAAAUCACCGCACAUUUUUUGUAAUCUUGGUAGAUCAAGCUAAGUUAAGGUUUAAUAGUGGCUUCAAGUAUGAAAAGAACACAUUUCGUGAUUCAUUGUUUGUAGUUGUUGAUUGUGUUGGUGAUAUGGAGGAUAUUGGGCUGGUGAAACAAGGGUGGAAAUGGCUGCAGUCGCAGAAAAACAUAUUUUCUUCCGCACGUAUAGGGUUGGGUUGUUUCAGGGAGAAAGUGGGUAUUUUUAUAGAGCGGCACUGGCCGAUGGUUUGCCGUGGUUUUGCAAAAUUAUGGAUGGUGUUGCGGUUAUUGGUGGUUCAGUGGAGGAAUAGUUUUGUGAGGGGCUUUCAGUCAAUGGUCAAAAUGGGUUCUUCUUCCUUGUUGAUUAUUAUGUGGAGCUGCUUUCUUAGUCUGACUUCUAUGUCUUGCUUGCUCUAUGUACUUCUUUGUAUGGGGGCUGCUGGAGCUGCUGUUCAGUACCUGGGUUACACUCCUGGAAUUUUUAUUGUAGGCUUGUUUGCUAUUUUGGUUUUAUGGAUGUAUGCUAACUUUUGGAUAACUGGAACGUUAUUUAUCGUUGGAGGUUAUUUAUUUUCCCUAAAUCAUGCACGGUUUGUGGUCUUAUUGGCGACUAUUUAUGCUCUUUAUUUUGUCAAAGUUCGAGUUGGAUGGUUUGGUGUUUUCCUGGCAAUAAACCUUUCAUUCAUCUCUAAUGAUUUGUUGAAUUACUUGCUCCUAUUUUGUGAUAAUGUGAGUGAAAAUGCACGCUGUGAAGAGCCGAAAGAAUCAGAGACAGUCACAGAAGAUGAGUUCUCUGGAGGAUGUGAAUUUUCUACUCCUAGUGAUGAACCUGAAAAGGUCCACUCAUGCAAAUCAUCCAGCAAGUCAACUGCUACUUCAUUUGUAAUUAAUAACCAACAAGAGACAUCCGUUAAAAAGGUUGUGAGAGAAGAUACAACUUCAGCUGAUGAGAUGAAAAGAAUAUUAAAUAGUACGGAUCAUUAUGAAGCAUUAGGUUUUCCUCGCCACAAGAAAAUUGAUGCUACACUUUUGAAAAAGGAAUAUCGAAAGAAGGCCAUGCUUGUCCAUCCUGAUAAAAAUAUGGGAAUUUCUUUGGCUAGUGAAUCAUUUAAGAAACUCCAUAGUGCAUAUGAGGUGCUUUCUGAUUUGACAAAAAAGAGAGAUUAUGAUGAGCAAUUGCGGAAGGAAGAAUUGAGGACAAGGAGUGUCUGUCAGAAGUCACAUGCUGCUUCACAGCAGGAUAAUCCAGAUUUCUGCUCAGAGGAGUCGAGGUGCAUUCAGUGCACUAAAUGUCGCAAUUCACAUAUAUGGGUCUGCACCAAUAGGAGUAAGGCUAAGGCAAGAUGGUGUCAGGACUGUUGUCAAUAUCAUCAAGCCAAAGAUGGUGAUGGAUGGGUGGAAUACAAAGGCUCAUUGGCCUUUGAUAGGAAACAAAAGGUGGAAAUACCCCGAGCUUUUGUGUGUGCAGAGAGCAAAAUCUUUGAUGUCUCAGAAUGGGCUAUUUGCCAGGGCAUGUCGUGUAGGCCUAACACACAUCGCCCCAGCUUCCACGUUAACAUGGUUGGUUUGGAGAAGACACAAAGAUCCCAUUCAAGCAGAUACCCUUGGGAUUUGGAUGCCGAGAUGAUGGAUGAGGAUGAGGAAGAAUUUGAUAAGUGGCUUCAGCAGGCUCUGGCUGCUGGCCUGUUUUGUGAAACCUCCAAACGCAGAAAGAGCUGGAGUCCAUUCAAGUUGAAUCAGAAAGUGAAGAAGCAAUGGAGAAGAACAUCCACCUAAAUCACCCAAGUGAAGGGUAUUCAAAAUUCUUGCCAUCCUUCACAAUAGUAAAACACAGGUCUCUCAGUAGAAGAAUCCGGUUUUGACAAAAGAGGUGUUUGAGGGUUGAGAUGAAGAGAAAGCUUGUUUCACCAACCAAAUUUGUUGGAUGAUCCAUGCAAAUACAGAUGAGAAACACAGUAGGGUUGGUUGUGUUGGGGCAUUUUUCAAGUCCAAAGCUUGCAGCCCUGAUUGAACAAAGUUCUAUUGACCCAUGGCAUGAAUGCACUUUGGGUGCAAUCUACAAUCUCUGUACAUAAUUUGUCAAUAAUUUUCUAAUAUGCCUCGGGACACUUUUUUAACUAUUACCGUGUAAUUCUAAAUUAUAUUGAUUAUUCUCUUGCUUAUUAUGUUUGCCUACCUUGUGGCAAGAUGGAUAAAAAUGAUGUUUAUCUUACUUUGGAUCCAUAUUAUUAUUAUUAUAUUUA
Messenger RNA from Mangifera indica (mango), 2888 nucleotides. RefSeq lists its product as uncharacterized. The coding region runs from base 757 to 2421 and encodes 554 amino acids. Lineage: Eukaryota; Viridiplantae; Streptophyta; Magnoliopsida; Sapindales; Anacardiaceae. The transcript is spliced from 9 exons. The record is from RefSeq and is a predicted model, not a curated record.